AUGAAUCGAGAAAUCUGGUCCAAAAUUACCCAUAAUGUAGUUGACUCCAUCAAAUCCUUCCCAAAUGGUGGUUUCAUGAUAUUGACAUCAGGAUUAUCAAUUGCCAACCUGACAUCUUUGUUCCUGACUUACUUUCUUGAAAAAAGCAAAUCUGUAAUCAUCCUCCUCAAUUACUCUAAUUAUGAAAUAGAUUUUAUUGAUACAUAGCUUAACUUUUUUGUCACCUAAAAUUAACUAAAUAAUAACAAAGAAUAUGCUCUUUCUGUUGUAGUCUUGACUAAAUAGCCAUCUGAAAAAAGAGCUGCUUUUUACAAAUAAGGUGGAAUCUUUUCUAUAACUCCCUAAAUCUUGAUCUAAGAUUUGCUAAUCAACACAUUAUCACCCUUCAUUGUUACUCACCUAAUAAUUCAACAAACUCACCAAAUCAAAUCACAGUAUGAUUAUGAAAGUUGGAUCACCAAUUUUAUCAAAAUCGUAAAACCUGAACUAUUUCUCCUAGCCUUUACCAAUCAACCUGCAAUUCUACAAUUGCAAUAAAACACUCCUACCAUUCUCAAAAAUUUCUAUCUGAAUAACAUAAUCCCUUGGCCUAUGAACAGAGCUGAAAUCGUCAACUCUUUAAAGUCACAUCCCUUUAAAUGGAGUGAAAUAAAAAUUAAUUUGUCUAAAACUAUCAAAGAUAUCCAAGAUAUCGUCAUCUCCCUUAUUAAAUAAUGCAUCCAAGCAGUUAAUGGACAAUGUGGUACAUCCUACUUAACGAGCGAUAUGGUCGUCCAACAGAAUUGGAGAAAACUCAAAGCUCUUAUUCAAAGACAAUCAUUUAAAAUAGAUCUCAUUCAAUAAUAGAUAUUCUUAGACAUCUUUCAACUUAGAAGAUUGCUCUUUGCAUUGAUCAAUCAAUCAGCCUAUUAAUUCUAUUUCACAUUAACUUAGAUAAUCAAUGAUGCUCCAAUCGACUCCAUUUGGUACAUAUCUUAACCAGAAAUUGAAGGAUUAGUAUUAAGAUUAUAGAAAUUAGCAUAAGAGAGAGUCUACUCCUUUGUUAGCAUUCAGGAACCCAUCAAAUAUACCUUUACUAAAAAGAAUGGAGAAGAAGUAGUUAAAGAAAUCAACACUAAAAUUGAUUUUAAAAUGGAAAUUCAAUCUAAAUAUUUAUAACUCAUUAAAAUAUUGGAUGAUAUAUCAAAGUAAAAUUAGACUCAAACUGAAAACAUAAGAAUCUGGAUUUGGGUUCAGAAUAGUGAAAAUGUAACCCAGAUUUAACAAUAUCUAGUUUCCAAUUACAGAAUGAAAGAUAAAAAUAAUUAUGUUAAUCAAUUUAAUUUUCUAAGAAAGAUCUUAGAAUAGAAAGCAAGAAAAUCAAUUGACAAUAUAUUGAAUAAUAAUUCUGAGUAAUAAGCAUCCUAAUAGGUUGCACAGGAGAGGAAAUCGAAGAUUGUAUUAAAGCAUAACAAUAAAUAAAUCAAAUAAAACAAACAAAUUAAAUAAGAUGAAGAAGCCCUGUUGAACUAUUUACUCCAUUAGGAACUAGAACAAUUAUUUGAACAUGUUCUGGAAUAAGAAGAAUAAGUCUUGCUUCAAAAAUCCCAAGCCAUUCAAUAAUAGGUGUAUUAACUAUUGCCAUAAGAAUUGUUGCAAUUUGAUUUGUAAUAGAGUGGUCAUAAAGUGAACAAAGAUGGAAUAAUUAUUUAAUUUGAAGAAGAUACAAUAAUUCCAAAGAUGACUAUUGUUGUUAACAAUAUGAUUGAUGAUUGCUAGAGAUACACAUUUAAAUAAACUUAUAAACCUGAUUACAUUAUUAUGAUGGAACCAAAUCAUUCAUUUUUAAAAGAACUUCUAAUUAAUCAAAAUUAGGUUGAAACCAUUUUAUUGAUGUAAAAUGAAUGCGUUGAAUUUUGGUAAUACUAUAAAGAGAAAAUGGAUGAGGAGGUUGCAUUCGAAAAGAUCAUUGAAAAUCUCAGAAGUUUCUCACGAUCCUUUGAAAAACCUGAAGAUGCCAUUCAUAAAUUGAACAUGCAAUUGUAACAUCAAAAUUCAAGAUAAGGAAAAGGAGAAGAGUUUUUUUAAUAAUCAGAUCUUCAACCUAGAAUUUUAGUUGAUUAUAGAGAAUUUAGAUGUGAUGUCCCUCCUAAAUUGUACUUUCAUGGCAUUUAAUUGACUCCUGUCAUGUUGAAGGUGGGAGAUAUCGUUUUGAGCAAUAAUUGUGCAAUAGAGAGAAAAUCUGUUGAAACAGGAGAUCUAAUUGAAUCAUUAAAUCAAAAUAGAUUGGAUUAAUAACUGUAGAAAAUGAACUCAUUUGAUCAUCCCUUUCUAUUGAUAGAAUAUUCAGACAACAUUCCGUUUUGUUUGGGAUCAUUAUCAAGGCAAUCACAAAACUAUAGUUCUAAUACAAGAGUUAUGGUCAGAUUACUAGAAUUGAUAACUAAAUAUUCAAAAAUCCAAAUUUUGUGGUCGAAUAACUCAGAUGAUACAAUUAAAAUUAUUAGUAAAUUAAAAUAAACGCUGGCUCGAAAUUCUCCAGACAUCACAAUAUUUAAAAGUAAUUUACAAUAACAAAAUGGGUUGAUAUAAAAUGAAAAGAUUACUGACUAUUUUACUUAAAUAGAAAAAGAAAUAUAAUGA
This is a messenger RNA of Paramecium tetraurelia, 2622 nucleotides long. RefSeq lists its product as uncharacterized. Gene Ontology annotation, biological process: resolution of meiotic recombination intermediates; double-strand break repair via homologous recombination; nucleotide-excision repair involved in interstrand cross-link repair. Gene Ontology annotation, cellular component: nucleotide-excision repair factor 1 complex. Lineage: Eukaryota; Ciliophora; Oligohymenophorea; Peniculida; Parameciidae. The record is from RefSeq and is a predicted model, not a curated record. Gene Ontology annotation, molecular function: damaged DNA binding; single-stranded DNA endonuclease activity; single-stranded DNA binding. The transcript has a single exon.